UCCUCUCUUGUACUCAAUUUCUCUCAUUAUUUAUCAACUAUUCACACACACAUUACAUUCAUUCAUCUCACAAAUUAUAACAAUGGACUUUCCAAACUCUAUGUUCCUCAUUGUCUUAACAUGUGUCACCAUCAUUGUUUUUCUUCGUUCAUUCUUUGCAAGGAUCACAAAACCAAACUAUAAGCUUCCACCAGGACCUUCCCCUCUUCCAAUCAUAGGGAACCUCCUUGAAUUAGGAGAAAAACCUCACAAAUCCUUAGCCAAUCUUACAAAGAUUCAUGGUUCUAUAAUAAGUCUCAAGUUUGGCCGAAUAACCACUGUCGUCGUCUCCUCAGCCAACAUGGCAAAGGAGGUGCUUCUGACCAAUGACCAGUUCUUGUCUAAUAGAACCAUUCCACAAUCUGUGUCGGUUCUCAACCACGAGCAUUAUAGUCUUGCUUUCAUACCAGUUGCACCUCUUUGGAAGGAAUUGAGAAAAAUAUGCAACACUCAAUUAUUUUCUCACAAGACUCUUGAUGCUAGUCAAGAUGUUAGACGCAAGAAAAUGCAACAGCUUCUCAAUGAUAUCAAUCAAAGCAGUCAAAUCGGUGAAGCAAUAGAUAUCGGAACAGCAGUUUUCAAGACCACCAUAAAUCUGUUGUCAAACACAAUUUUCUCUGUGGAUUUGAUUCAGUCUAAUGGUGAAGCAGGAGAGUUCAAGGACUUGGUGACUAAUAUUACAAAACUCGUUGGCUCGCCAAAUGUGGCAGAUUUUUUUCCUAUAUUGAAGAUGCUUGACCCACAAGGCGUAAAAAGAAAACAAGCAAAGAAUGUAAGGAAAGUGUUAGAUAUCUUUGAAGACUUGGUUAACCAACGUUUGAAGGUGAGGGAAGCCAACGGUGUAGACACCAACAAAGACAUGUUAGAUGCCAUGCUCAACAUUUCCAAAGAUAACGAGUUUAUGGACAAAAACAUGAUCCAACAUCUAUCACAUGAUCUAUUUGUUGCGGGAACAGAUACAACAGCAUCCACCCUCGAAUGGGCGAUGACAGAGCUUAUCCGCAACCCAGAAGCUAUGUUGAAGGCCAAAAAAGAGUUAGGGAAAAUGAUUGGUUGUAGUGUCCCACUUGAGGAGUCAGAUAUUUCAAAGCUCCCAUACUUACAGGCAAUAAUAAAAGAGACACUUCGAUUGCACCCGCCAGUGCCACUUUUACUACCACGGAAAGCUGAGAGGAAUGUUGACAUAGGUGGCUACACUAUCCCGAAGGAUGCACAGGUGAUGGUUAAUGUGUGGACUAUUGGGAGAGAUCCCACUAUUUGGUUGAAUCCAACUUUGUUCUCCCCAGAAAGGUUCUUGGGAUCAGACAUUGAUGUCAAAGGCCGGAAUUUUGAGCUUGUACCAUUUGGUGCUGGACGACGAAUAUGCCCUGGCUUACAAUUGGCUAAUAGGAUGCUGCUGUUAAUGUUGGGGUCGUUAGUCAACUCGUUUGAUUGGAAGCUUGAAGGUGACAUGAAACCAGAAGAUAUGGACAUGAAUGAUAAAUUCGGCAUUACCUUGCAAAAGGCACAACCCCUUCGAGUUGUUCCUGUCCGAAUAAGCAAAUAAAGUGUCAUUCUUUUGCAUGUCUAAUACAUUAGAUAGUCCUUUUUCUUUUUCCUCUCAAGAUUUAUUAAAUUGUUUAUCACUUAAUUUCCUUGUUUUCAAUGAGGUGUAAUAAUUGAGUCAAAAUAAUUGUAUUCAUGUGACAAAUGUUACCGCUAUAAACUUCUUCAUACAGUACAACAUUGUCGAUAAACAUAAAUAAAAGUUAUAUUCGUUAUCAGUAAA
Messenger RNA from Medicago truncatula (barrel medic), 1807 nucleotides. Its product is annotated as geraniol 8-hydroxylase. Bases 83 to 1585 code for a protein of 500 amino acids. The record is from RefSeq and is a predicted model, not a curated record. The transcript is spliced from 2 exons. NCBI's taxonomy places the organism in Eukaryota, Viridiplantae, Streptophyta, Magnoliopsida, Fabales, Fabaceae. Gene Ontology annotation, molecular function: iron ion binding; oxidoreductase activity, acting on paired donors, with incorporation or reduction of molecular oxygen; monooxygenase activity.